This is a messenger RNA of Morchella sextelata, 558 nucleotides long. RefSeq lists its product as uncharacterized. The coding region runs from base 1 to 558 and encodes 185 amino acids. The transcript has a single exon. Lineage: Eukaryota; Fungi; Ascomycota; Pezizomycetes; Pezizales; Morchellaceae. The record is from RefSeq and is a predicted model, not a curated record.
AUGUCGAUCGCCCACCUAUCACUAAGGAAGGCCCUCUUCGAGGCGUUCGACCUUAGUUCGCUCGACAAGGCCGUUGGCCUUCCAGAGCUCACCUACACCCUCUCUGCUGAGGUUGAAAACGCAAUUGGCAGCAGAGACCACCGCGACUCCAGUCAACUGAAUACCCUCCUCUUGUUAGCAGCUAUUCAGCAAAACAAACAGCUCGCCGAAACAGUCUCCAAGCUAGGAGACGACAUCACCUCCCUGAGGGAGUCAAUCGCAGCCUCCAAAGCUGCUCCCACCCCCUCAGACCCUCUCAUCGUCCAAAAACUGGACACCCUCAUCGGGAGAACCAGCCUCCCCCCUCCCACACCCCAGGCCCCCCACAGACCUACCCCGCCCGCCAAGCCUGCCCAACCGAGGGCAACCCCCAUGUAUGCACAAGUGGUUCGAUCCACCCCCAACUCUAACGGGGACUGUGGACGUAGAAACUAUGGAGCCAAGGAAUACAACCGAGGCGAAGACGUGGACGUAGGAGGUUCGUGGACUAUGGAUUAUGGGGCCGAAGGGUAUACCUAA